This is a messenger RNA of Metopolophium dirhodum (rose-grain aphid), 2089 nucleotides long. RefSeq names its product pickpocket protein 19-like. Gene Ontology annotation, biological process: sodium ion transmembrane transport. Bases 199 to 1923 code for a protein of 574 amino acids. The transcript is spliced from 12 exons. Lineage: Eukaryota; Metazoa; Arthropoda; Insecta; Hemiptera; Aphididae. Gene Ontology annotation, cellular component: membrane. Gene Ontology annotation, molecular function: ligand-gated sodium channel activity. The record is from RefSeq and is a predicted model, not a curated record.
GUUUUGAAAAUCACGAUACAUCGAUUGGACCGAUAAUAAUACACGAAUUAUACGAUUAACACGAUUCGAAAAUAAUAGCUAGUCUAUAGAGUAUAGAUUAUACUAAAUUGUGUUUCACGAUCCAGCAAUCCAACGUACUGUAUUAUCAUCUCUGGUAGUCUGGUCUGAUCAUCAAUUUAUAGUGGUGUCUGUGUGGAGAUGACGUCAUAUUCCGGGAAAACAUUGUCGUCCGUAUCCAAGAGAGUGGCAGACGUCAGAUUUCGGAACAAAUCGUCUCAGCUCGGAGGAUCUGACACCGGUCGCCGGGCUAACGUAUGGAAAAAAAUUUUGGACGACGUUUGUGAUCAGUGUUCGCUGCACGGCCUCAACCACAUCGUUGGAAAGGACAGGAGCACUGGAGAAAAAGCGUUCUGGUCGGUAACUGUAAUAUGCGCCGUGCUGUUUGCUACUUACGCUAUCGUCGAAUCGUGGAAGUCGUACAACAAGAGCACUAUCGACACGGUGGUCGAGACGACUUUUUUAAGCUACGCCGACAUAGCGUUUCCGAUGGUGGUGGUAUGUGACAAUUCAAGGGUGGACUGGCAACGGGUCAUGCGGUUAACCGCACGAGACGUGCCGGAAAUCGAUCCGGGUUUAUUGCCCGUCGUGAGGAAAUUGUUGAAAACGUUCUCCGUGUUAUCGUAUGGAGAGUUUCAUGAGUUUGAGGAGCUGAAGAACGUAACGGAACUAUCCAAGCUCGUCCAGCUAAACCUCACCGAACUUCUAGUGAAGGUGAUGAGGCCGUGUGACGAAGUGUUUCCCAACGGUGGCUGCUGGUGGAACUUCAAACAGGUAAACUGUUGUGACCUAUUCGAGUUGCAGCGAACCGAAUUCGGUUUGUGUCAUUCGUUCAAUUCCGAUUUUUCCGAGUACAGCAGAGCGCGACUCGGCGUGGACUCUGGCCUUAUUGGUUCGUUUUGGCGAACAGAGUCCGGAGACCUCAGACCAAGGAGUACGGGUGACAAUGGUCAGUGGUCAGGAGUCAGGAUGUACGUAACUACGAUGAACCCGGAACAAGUCGCUCCUGGAGUAGCUGCCAAACAAUCGACAAGGAUAAUGAUCGGCGAACCAAGAGGCGCUCCGCUCGGAUCUGAUAUGGUCGUGACAGGGGGCAGCAUUGGCAUUAUUCACUUGUGGGGAGACAGGAUAUACAACACAAACAGGACCAGGAGACUGAACCCGAUACAGCGAAGGUGUCUUUUCGCCGACGAGAGUACCACCGGAAUGGGCACGAAAUACUACCUGCGGAGGAAUUGCAAGACGGCAUGUUACAUGAAUCACAUGGUUCAUCACUGCGGCUGUUAUUUGGAGUUCAUGUUCGGCCUCAUGCAACAAAACGAUUCGUUGCGGCCGUGCAACGUCGACGAUUUAUUAUGCCUGUCUGAGAAAAAUAAAUUCUUCAAAAGUCAUAUACCGUCCGAACAUAAUGCGUUCUUGACAAACGAUAUGCCCGGGCUGAAAUGCAAUUGCAUGCCAGAUUGUGUCCACCAAAUGUACAUUUCCGAACUGACCAUCGCCGAACCAUCCAUCUCGACGGUGCUGAAUUCCUCUUCAUCUAUACUGAUCGACGCACACUUCAUACAGAGCACGUGCAUACUUUACAGAUCGGACUUGGUCCUCGGAUGGCUCGACUUGUUGGUGUCGUUUGGUGGUUGCGCCGGUCUGUUUCUGGGCGGAUCGUUGCUAAGUUUCAUCGAACUCAUAUAUUUUUUGACUUGGAAGGCCUAUCACCACUGGCGCCAGACACCGUCGAACACGGUUGUUGCGUCCAAAUCGAACAAGAAACGCAAACACCCACGUCGAAUAGUCAAGGAUACUUGGACGAUCGACGAUUCUCGAGCGAAUAACAACAGACAAACUGAUCGAUUUACGUGUAGAUUUUAAGUACUUGAAAAUUAUGAUUAGUAUAAUAAAACUAUAUGAGAAUAUGAGGUAACACAUCACUAUAUUAAAUCGAAGAUAUAUUAUAUUGUGUUCACUGCACAAACGCACGUCAUGACUAGGUAAUAUUGUAUCACGUCAAACGAAUAAAGUCGUGGGUUUACGUAUG